AUGCCUGAAGAAUGGGGUAAAAUAAAAUUUAAAAUUGCCAGAAAAUUGGAAGAAUUAAGUGAAGAAGAGAAUGUUGAGUUUGCUAUUAAGGAUCUGUUUGAAGGGGAUACUGAUGUUUGUUUUGGAGAAAGACGUAAAGAUAUUUUCAUUAUGCAAGAGGAAAGCAGGAGUGAAGUAGAAAGAGAUUUAUUACAGGAACCAGGGCUGAACAGAGUAGAAAUAGAGGUGAUACAGCCAAUAAUUGAUAUCAAUGUGGGAGGAGUUACAGAUAUAGCAUUAUUAGACCCUGGCUCAAGUUUAUCUGCAAUCUCUGAAUCUUUCUGGCAGCAAAUUAAAGGUUUAGGAUUAACAGAAUUACCAGUUACAGGAAUCAAAAUUAGGACAGCAACUGGGACAUGUAGCAAGCCCAUCAGCAGAGAAGUAUUACUGGAAUUUAAUAGUAAUGAGUAUUGUUUUGAUAUUAGUUGCUUUGUAGUGAAGGGUUUGGCAUUGAAUGUAAUUUUGGGUAUGGACUUCUUGUACAAGUAUGACUGUAGCAUUUUUGUAAAGGACAGAGUGGUAGAAUUUGAUGCUGGUGGAAAUAGACGAAGAAUAAAAUUUAAGGGGGAAUUAAAAGGAGGUGAGACAAUUACUCAUUUACAAAGGAUAGAUGAGCCGUCGGAGUCGAUGCAGCAGCCACGUGCUUGGAACCAAAGCAGUGGUGGUCACAGUGGCAGUGACCAGCUGAGCCGAAGUGCUCUGUCACCAGGGCGUCAUAAUACAGUCCCAGGGUUGAGGUGGUUAAAGGGCCAGCUGGCCAAAUGA
Schistocerca nitens (vagrant locust) is the source of this 804-nucleotide messenger RNA. RefSeq lists its product as uncharacterized. The record is from RefSeq and is a predicted model, not a curated record. The coding region runs from base 1 to 804 and encodes 267 amino acids. The transcript is spliced from 2 exons. NCBI's taxonomy places the organism in Eukaryota, Metazoa, Arthropoda, Insecta, Orthoptera, Acrididae.